UUCAAUUGAUCUCAUGUUGUGACGCUACAUUUCGUUAGCAAUUACCGUUCAACUAUGGCGCUUAUGGACGUAUGCUUGUCACCCGAGCUGAAAGAAUCAUGCUGUUCACCUACAGCUUGGCAAUCUGAGCCGAACACCUGCGGUCCGAGUCAUUACAUGUUCGGACUGAACGCCAACGAAUUGGCCGUCCCGACUGGAAUGGACCCGGAGCAGUUUCUUGGGCCACUCACAGAGGGAGAUACGGACAUCAAAAUUGAAUUUCUUCAUGGAACGACCACCUUAGCUUUCAAGUUCCAGCAUGGAGUGAUGGUGGCUGUGGACUCCAGAGCAUCUGCAGGGUCUUACAUAGACACAAAAACAUUCAACAAGGUCAUUGAGAUCAACCCUUAUCUCCUUGGGACAAUGUCUGGCAAUGCAGCAGACUGUGUUUAUUGGGAGAGAAGACUGGCCAAAGAGUGCCGGAUUUACAAGCUCAGAAACAAGACACGGAUUAGUGUGGCCGCAGCAUCCAAGCUUCUAGCCAACAUGGUGGCUGAGUAUCGUGGCAUGGGCCUCUCCAUGGGCACUAUGGUUUGUGGCUGGGAUGAGAGAGGUCCAGGUCUGUAUUAUGUGAGCAGCAAUGGCACAAGGUUAGCAGGAGAUAUGUUCUCCACAGGCUCAGGGUCCAACUAUGCCUAUGGUGUGAUGGACUCAGGGCAUAGGUGGGACCUAAGUGUACCUGAGGCUUACGACUUAGCAGAGAGAGCCAUUUAUCAUGCCACACACCGUGAUGCCUAUUCUGGAGGGGUGGUCAACAUGUACCACAUGCAAAAAGAUGGCUGGAUCAAGGUUUCCCAGAAUGAUGUUGGUGAUCUUCAUCAUAGAUAUGUUUCUGAACGCAAGUAAUAUAGGUUGGAGCUGUCACUAAAUAAUGCUAUGACAACUUUUGUUUAAACUAGAGAGUUUCUAUUAGUACAGACAUGUAGCUGGUUACAGAUGAAAAGAUUGUUAACAAAUAAUACUUUCGAUGCAAUUACUGUCUGUAAGAUGAAAUAAAUCACUGUGAAAACA
Messenger RNA from Labeo rohita (rohu), 1050 nucleotides. RefSeq names its product proteasome subunit beta type-8. NCBI's taxonomy places the organism in Eukaryota, Metazoa, Chordata, Actinopteri, Cypriniformes, Cyprinidae. The coding region runs from base 55 to 885 and encodes 276 amino acids. Gene Ontology annotation, molecular function: threonine-type endopeptidase activity. Gene Ontology annotation, cellular component: proteasome core complex. The transcript has 6 exons. The record is from RefSeq and is a predicted model, not a curated record.